AUGUCUGCGCCCUCUGUUCUCGACUACGCUCGCUCUCAUGGCCUGGCUCUUGAUCACACCGCCGAGGACCUGUCCAACUCCUUACCAUGUCCUCCACUGGUAAUGUUUGAAGACGAAGCAGAGCUACCCGAGCCAGAUUUCUCUUUGUUUGCCAAUGAGCUGUUGGAGCCCAAACUUCAAAUCAGCCAGAAGGGAGGUAUACUCCUUGCUGAGAGUAUCCGGGAUCCUCCGGUUGUCAUUGACUGGGACCACUUCCUCCCCGAUCGUCACCGCGUGCGAAAGCUCAAAAUCGAAGAACCUGUGCUCGUGGGAGACCAUCAGGCUGAUUUCCUUCGAUUUCAGAGGGAAACGGCGAGCCACCGGAAUGCCGACCAAUACUUGGAGACAUGUUCACUGAUCAGCUCGACCUCCGACCAAGACCUAGAGAAGGAGUGGGACGACAUCCAAUCUGGCAAUGCCGCCCGAAGAGUUGAAAACGAGCUCGCAGACGAGAGAUGUCACACCACGAAAGAAGCACUGAUACACCUGUCGUGUCUGCUGAAGAACAACCUGACGGACGAAACCAAAGACGAGAUAAUCAAGGGCUUCUUCCCUUCAUGCGAGAAACCACGGGCAAGGUCCGUCACUCCGACGCUUGUGCAGGAGGAACACUCUCCAGAACCGUAUGUUCCAUCGAGCCCUGACCUUGACUUUCCGCUCCGAUCCGACGAGGAUGUCGACUUGGACAACCUUCUUCGCCAGGUUGAGAGAGAAAUGCAAGAGACAGAUCAGAUACUCUCGGAUAGGGCAAGUGAUCCCAGUCCCCAGAAAUUGGCGGCUACUAAGCAUUUGCUACAGGCCGCUCGAACGCGACCCGAUGUGAAGAAUAUCUACGCCGAGACCAUAUUCCUGUCUGACGCUGGAACACGCCAAGCAAGAAAGGGGCCUAACAGCUUUGGGUUCGAUGUCCCGAUUGUUUCAUCUUCCUCUCCCAUUGAGCGGACUAGCGAUGAUACGACGAUAACAUCCCCACUACACUCCACCGAUCCGUCGCCGCUAUCACAGCAGGAGCAAGGAUUCCAUGCCAGCAACACUAUAGCGCCACUCCCAGCUGACAAUCCGGAACGCGAUGGCCCUCUGCAUCUGUCGUUGACGAGUGAAUUCCUCAGACUUGCGGAGGUGGCCAGGCAUGAAGUGGCUGCUAUGCUCGAGGAAAACAAGACAUUUGCUGCGGAACGCCUUUGGAAGCAUCCUGUUCCACAACUUGAUGAUAUCCUGAUCCGUGCCCCAUGGAGCGACCAUCAGGACAACUUCCUUGCUAGCAAACUGGAUGAAACGACCUUAGUUCCCUUUGAUGAAGCUGAUAGCCAGAAGAACGAGCAACUCAACUGGCAGCCAAUUCCUUCUCACCUCAUGAAGCUUGGCCUGGACGACGAGAUCGAAGAUAAUGGCCAGCUACACAAAUGGCUGGAACCUCCGAAAACAGUCACUAAAAGCGAGCAAUUGAUCUAUAAAGAGCCCGGUCUUCGCCUCUUGGAUACCGAGGAUGAAAGUGACGAUGAACUCGAGGAGGACAGCGAUCUGCUGACUGAGAUGCGCAUGCCGCCUCAGGCGACCGUUCCAGCAAAGAGGCUUGAACAUGGGUUCGACCCAAAGUUCAACUUGGUAAUCAAGAAGACAUGCAUCCCUCGCGUCGAGGAUCUUGAUAGACUGCGCCCAGAGAGCAGCUCAACGUCCUCUCUGGGUGGUUUCUCGAUUUCCAGCGCCUUGGACACCUUCCUUGAUCUCCGAGGAGGUAAAUUCAAACGAGUUGCAGUCCCGGAGUCAGCUUCUGGCACCAAGCUUGAGUUGGCAGAAGAUCCAAUCCAGCAAACACAAUCAGACGAAAAUGAGUGUGUCGACAGUCGCUGUAUAUCCGCCUCCAAACGCUUACCUAUACCGACUGACUCGACAUCGGGCACCGUGAAAGUACAGCCGACUGCCGAGCAAGAAGUCUGUCAGGAUGCCACGGAGGACCAGCCACAGCUCAUGAAGCUAGAUCGGUGUAGAACAGUUGUCAUCGAAACAGCCAUUCUCCAAAGCUACGCUUCUGUUGUAAAUUUCCUAGAGACGUUUGGAGGCGACCGACUCAACAUUGUAUACCGGGACUUGAACAAGAUAGGAAGGGACCAUUGUGUUUCGGCAGCGCCUGACAUGAUCCUGAAUCCGACGACAGCUCUCAUCUUGACCAAUCUGCAAGCACUGAGUCAGAAAGGUUUGCCUGGGCAGGCUGCCGCAGGGCAGAAUACGGUGCGAAGCCGGGUGCGCAACCUUGUAAAAGAAUAUCACCGUGUGCUUGUAGCGAUCACGACUCCGAACCCAAACCCGGAUGGUGCAUCGCUUCAGGCCCAGGUCGACGCAAUGGCCACGUUUACAGGAUUUUGUGCGAGCCUCUGCGGCGAGGACACUCUUGCCGUGACUCCAUUGUGGGUGAUUCCAAGACCAGCUGCACGGACGAUCGACGAAGCGCUCAACAAGAUGUUGUGGAACUUGAUAUGCCGAUAUGCGUUCCCGGAAACUGAUCCAACAAUGGGUGCACAACAUGUGGUCGACGCAGUAGCCCUGACUAAUGAAGAGUCGCCCUGGGAGCAAUUCCUGAGAAGAGCAGGACUCAAUCCCAUGGCCGCUCAGGUUGUGCUGGAAUCCUUGAGAAGGCAAGGCACGUCAGAAGGCGAGCAUGCCCGAGGCUGGAGUCUGAGGGAGCUCGUUCAAAUGCUGCCCGAGGAGAGGCGAGCUAUGCUCACCGAAACUCUAGGAUCGAAGAUGACUGAGAGGCUCGACCUGGUGCUCGACAGGGAGUGGCGAUGA
Molecule: messenger RNA, 2826 nt
Organism: Cladophialophora carrionii CBS 160.54
Lineage: Eukaryota; Fungi; Ascomycota; Eurotiomycetes; Chaetothyriales; Herpotrichiellaceae
Exons: 3
Coding region: 1-2826 (941 amino acids)
Source: RefSeq, a predicted model, not a curated record